AUGGUGAAACAAAACGCGGUGGGUAUUGAUUUGGGUACGACUUAUUCGUGUGUUGGUGUGUUUAUGCAUGGUAAGGUGGAGGUGAUUGCGAAUGACCAAGGCAAUCGCACCACCCCAUCCUAUGUGGCCUUUACCGAUACUGAACGUCUCAUUGGAGAUGCGGCCAAAAAUCAAGUGGCCAUGAACCCACACAACACUGUCUUCGGUGAGUUUACGGCGAUUAUUUUAUAA
Anisakis simplex (herring worm) is the source of this 231-nucleotide messenger RNA. The record is from the annotation of a GenBank genome assembly. Lineage: Eukaryota; Metazoa; Nematoda; Chromadorea; Rhabditida; Anisakidae.